Molecule: messenger RNA, 847 nt
Organism: Numida meleagris (helmeted guineafowl)
Lineage: Eukaryota; Metazoa; Chordata; Aves; Galliformes; Numididae
Product: nascent polypeptide-associated complex subunit alpha, muscle-specific form-like
Exons: 3
Coding region: 1-678 (225 amino acids)
Source: RefSeq, a predicted model, not a curated record
AUGGGGAGGAGACAGAGGGGACACUGGGNACCCUCACGUCCCCAAGGUGGCUUUCCCCCGGACACAGCCCCGGCUUGGGACCCCGAGGAGCCCACGCAGUGCUUCUACCACCCCGAGGAGGAGGAGGAGGAGGGGGACGAGGAGAAGGAGAAGGAGGAAGAGCCCCCCCGGAGCCACGUGGCCUCACGUGUCACCCCAGUGACGGUGACACCAGCCCAGGAGGACUCGGGCACCGUCACAGCCCCCAGCGAGGACGUGACGGAGGGGCCGCGCCGCAGCCAGCGCCAGACCCGCGGCCGUGGGGGCGGAGCCAGCCGGGCAGGGGGCGGGGCUAACACGAAAGGGGGCGGGGCGACGUCGGACCCCGCCCCCUUGCGCCGCAGUCCCCGCCUCCUGGCCCGGCCCCCUCCCGCUGAGCCCAAGAAGGGGCGUGGCCAAGAGGAGCCCCGCCCACCGCCCACGUCCCGCCCCCGGAGAGGCCACGCCCCCUCGCAGAAGGAAACGCGGAAGGAGGAGCCAGCUGACGUCACCCGGCCCCAGCUCCGCCCCCGGGGCGGCUCCGCCUCCUCUUCCCUCAAGGUUUGGCCCCAAUGUCCCCCUGUCUGUCCCCCCCCUCGCGUCCCUCUGUCCCCCCAGGGCGUCCCUCUUCCAUCCGCACCCCCCUCCCCCACCCACUGAGCGUCCCCACUCUUUCACAAUGUCCCCAACGUGUCCCCAGCGCGUUCCCAUGCCCCCACACUCUCCCCACAUGCACUGCAUGGGGCUGGUGGCCGCCCUGGGGACGUCCCCGUUGUGCCCCCCCUCACCCUACAACCCGCUCACGGGGUUGGCGGCCGUCCCAGGGGCA